UUGUGAAUAUUGAAUUCUGAAUUGUCUGAACCAAUUGUAUUCCAAUUUAUUCACGGGUAUGAACUUUUAUGUAAAUAGAUUAAAAGGUUGAAACUUAAGUAUUUAUUAUUAGUUUUUCAGUUAAUUUAAUUCAAAGAAAUUAAAAAUUGUAUUUCUUUUUUUUUAAUGUUAAAAAUUAAACAAUAUGGCUAAUAAGUCUUCAGAAUUGAAUCAAGUAUCUCCCAAAAAAGAAAACUUCGAUGAGUUUUAUACUGAAGUUAAAGAAAUAGAAAAACGAGAUUCUGUACUGACAUCGAAACAACAAUUAGAAAGACUUUUGAGACCUGGAGCGUCAUAUUUUAAUCUCAAUCCAUACGAAGUUCUUCAAAUUGAUUCUGACACACCUUUAGAGGAUGCAAAAAAAAAAUAUAAAAGAUUAUCAAUAUUGGUACAUCCAGACAAAAAUCAAGAUGAUUUAGAAAGAGCUAAUGUUGCUUUUGAAACUGUUAAUCGAGCCUGGCGAACAAUUGAAAAUGACGAAUGUAGGAAAAAAUGUCUUGAGAUUAUACAGGAAGCCAAAGAUAUGACAGAAUUUAUGGUAGCCGAAAAACGCAAAAAAUUAAAAAAAGAAGGUAAAGAAACGACAGUGGAAGAAGAUGAUCCUAAUGUUAUGAAACGUAGUAUAUAUGUUCAAACAUGUAAAUUAUUUGCCGAUCUGGAACGUAAAAGAAAGCAGCAUGAAGAAAGAGAUCAACAAGAGAGAAAACGAAAAAGAGAACAAGAAAUUGAAGAGGAACAGAAAGCGUCUGUGUCUAAGGAAUGGCAAAAAAACUUUGACGAGUCUAGGGAAAGUAGAGUGAACAGCUGGAAGGCAUUUCAAGAAAAAUCUAAAAAAUCGAGUAAAAAAAUAAAAAUAUUCAAACCACCUAAACAUAAAGCUGAAUCUAGAUAAGUAUCUGUAUUGUAGUUCUUAGUUAUUAAAUCAUCAGUAAAAAAAUUAAAAUGAAUUCCUAAUAAAAACUUAUGACAAUUAAUUUUUAAUUAUACUCCAUAUAAACAUUAUCUAACAUAAUAAACUUAUGUUAACAUAUAAAAGAUUAUGAGUUACAUAUGUAUUUUAAGACUACUACUUAGGUAACAUUUUAAUAUGAAAUUAUAUUUUAUUAUAUAAUGACUGUAGUUUAAGGUAGUUUACAAUUUUUUUUGUCACACAAGUUAUAAAUUAAUACAUAC
Molecule: messenger RNA, 1212 nt
Organism: Adelges cooleyi (spruce gall adelgid)
Lineage: Eukaryota; Metazoa; Arthropoda; Insecta; Hemiptera; Adelgidae
Product: dnaJ homolog subfamily C member 8
Exons: 4
Coding region: 185-931 (248 amino acids)
Cellular component (GO): nucleus
Source: RefSeq, a predicted model, not a curated record